Messenger RNA from Zeugodacus cucurbitae (melon fly), 5607 nucleotides. RefSeq names its product liprin-alpha-1 (gene Liprin-alpha). Gene Ontology annotation, cellular component: presynaptic active zone. Gene Ontology annotation, biological process: synapse organization. NCBI's taxonomy places the organism in Eukaryota, Metazoa, Arthropoda, Insecta, Diptera, Tephritidae. The transcript is spliced from 17 exons. The coding region runs from base 218 to 3787 and encodes 1189 amino acids. Gene Ontology annotation, molecular function: protein binding. The record is from RefSeq and is a predicted model, not a curated record.
GUGUGUACCCAUUUGUCAAUUUUUCGCAACGGCACAGCAAAGAUAGCGACAGUGGUUCUUAUACAAUUUUUAUGAUAAUUGUAACAAUAAUCCUUACUUGAAAGUAAUUGGAAAAUUGUGAAAAACGUGCAAACGCUGCUUGGUAUAAGCGCAAAAGGUUCCAUGCAGCGAGGGAAACGUACAGAUUGGCUUUUGUGCGUGUGAGUGAGAAAUUAAAAUGUGGAAUAUGAUGUGCGACGUAAUGCCAACAAUUUCGGAGGACAGUAUCUCCCAGAGAUCCUCACAAUUCAGCGGCGAAGAUGCCAACUUUGAACAGCUUAUGGUGUCCAUGUUGGACGAGCGUGACAAGCUUAUGGACAGCUUGCGCGAAGCACAGGAGCGGCUCAGUGAAACAGAAGUGAAAUUACACGAUGUGGAAAAGGAGCGCGAUAGUUUACAGCGGCAGAUAAAUGCCAACUUACCUCAAGAAUUCGCAACUUUAACUAAAGAACUAACGCAAGCGCGAGAAACGUUAUUGGAACGUGAUGAGGAAAUUGGCGAACUUAAAGCUGAACGCAACAAUACUCGAUUACUUUUGGAGCAUUUAGAAUGCUUAGUCGCACGCCAUGAACGUUCCUUGCGUAUGACAGUCGUUAAACGACAAGCUGCCGCGCAAAGUGGCGUCUCCAGUGAGGUGGAAGUGUUAAAAGCAUUAAAGAGUCUAUUCGAACAUCAUAAAGCUUUAGAUGAAAAAGUACGCGAACGUCUGCGCUUAUCAAUCGAAAAGAAUAAUUCACUUGAAGAGGAAUUAAAUACAACCAAAGAAGAGCUUCAACAAUAUAAAACUGGUGCAAUACAAGCCAAUCGUGAAGCUAGCAAUGAAAAUGGUGUGAAUGAGAAGGUCGGCAGUGGCCUUAACGGUGAAUCGAAUGAGGCGAACGAUUAUGCUGCGAAAACGCAUGAGCUGCAAACUAUAAUCGAGAAACAAACUGCAGAGCUAUCGCAAUGGCAGCGGCGUGUGUCUGAUUUGAAUAGUAAAAUUUCCGAAAUCGAGGAGAAUUUAAGUAGAACACAAAAGGAGCUGUGCAAGUCACAAGAACAAUGUUCGAAAUUACAAAGAGAUUUGAGAGAAAAUGUUGCACAAAAGGAGGAUCAGGAGGAACGUAUCGCCACAUUGGAGAAACGUUAUUUAAAUGCUCAACGUGAAUCGACAUCUUUGCAUGACUUGAAUGAGAAACUCGAACAAGAAUUGCGUCAUAAAGAAGCACAAAUUAAGUUACACGAGGAGAAGAUUUGCGCAAUCGAAGAAAAGUUGGAGCUAUCUGAACAAAAGUUGGCGCAGCAGGCUAAAUUACAGCCUGAUAUGGAAGAACAGCUUAAAGCACGCAUGGAAGCUUUGACAAAGGUAGGAAAUAAGGCACAAGAACGCCAUGGUUCAGCAGAAGAUCGCAUACAGCGUUUAGAGGCAAAUUUGGAAGAGAAAAAUGCAGAGGUUUUAAGACUGAACCAAAGAUUAAAAAUGAACGAGGAGCACAAUUUACGGUUGUCGUCCACCGUGGACAAAUUGCUAUCCGAAUCGAAUGAACGUUUGCAAGUGCAUUUGAAGGAACGCAUGCAUGCGCUCGAUGAGAAGAACACGCUCUCACAGGAAUUGGAGAAGGCGCGUAAAAUGGCCGAGGAGCUACACCAUCAGAAGGGUGAAAUCAUGAAGGAAUUGUCGAAAACGCGCCUCGAAAUUGAGAAUUUCAAACGCCAAUUGCUACAGCAAGAGAUCGCCUACAAUAUACAACAAACGGAGGCGCUUACACGCAGUCUCUCGCCCAGCAGCGCCGUCGAUGGUGGUGCCUUCUCGCGCAGCACUUCGCACGCCAGUUUCGAUACGCAUUCGUUACGUCGCAGCAAGUCACGCAUGCAAGAGGAGGCGAAUAUUGCGCGCUCCAUGGCCGAGCAAGAGUGGGAGAAUCUGCAACAGGCGCAUGCACAACAAGCCUACGAAAUGUCUGCUGCUGUAGCAGCUGCAGCCGCCGCCGAAUGUGAGGAUAGUGAGGCCGCUGCGGCGGCCGCCAUGUAUGCCGCCUCCGAUAUAAUGUCGCCCUCGGGACAUGCGGAUGCACAAACGCUGGCAAUGAUGUUGCAAGAGCAACUGGACGCCAUCAAUAAUGAGAUACGUUUAAUACAAGAGGAGAAGCAGUCGACAGAGGCGCGUGCCGAAGAGUUGGAAUCGCGUGUGGGCAGCUUGGAACAUGUGAAUUUGUUGGCGCGCGGUCGCUCGAUGGACCGACAAAGCCCACCGAUGAGCGGGCGCAGCACACCAAACAGUCCCAACAGAGAUUUCCUACAGAAAUAUCACACGUUAAAUUUACCCGUUUUGUCGAGUGAUAUGUCGCGCGAUGACAUACACGGCAUGUCCACCACAGGCGAUUCAAGUUCGGGUGGUGCCGCCUCACCGCUCACCGCACGUUCUAUGCGUCUUGAACGUGUUGCGCAGGCUUUGGCACACAGCCAGGAGGAGUUGCGGCGGCGUUCGGUUGGCAUCUCACCAAAUCAAGCUGUCGACCACACAAGCCACGUGGCUUUGCCGCAACUUAGUAACUAUGGUCUGUCGCCGCUGAGUUCGCGGUAUGGCAGUCAGGAAUCACUCAGUCGCCACUACAAUACAAUGGGCUCAAUGACAAUGCUGCAGACACCCACCACUAGCGUAGGACGUGAUGUCGCUUCGGCGGUGCAAAAGAAGAAGGGCAUCAAAUCGAGUUUGGGACGUUUCUUCAGCAAGAAAGACAAGGUGAAAGGCGUUAAGGAUACGCUGCCCGACGGUUCGACCAGCAUGAUGUCCAUUGGCAAUCUGUCAAUUGGGCUGAGUGAGGGCGAGUCGAAUUAUGAUGUUAUGAGUGUGACUGGUGGUAUGGUGCCGCGCAUGAGCAGCAUGCCAGGUUCGAAAAUAUCCUCGGUUGAUUAUGGGCGACAGAAGAAGGAUCAUGACUAUAGAAAUGACUUGCUGGGUGAGGCGAUGAAAGCCGGUACACCGUUUGCGUUAUGGAAUGGACCAACCAUUGUUGCCUGGUUGGAGCUGUGGGUGGGCAUGCCUGCAUGGUAUGUGGCCGCGUGCAGAGCUAACGUGAAAUCGGGUGCCAUUAUGAGCGCGUUGAGUGACACGGAGAUACAGCGCGAGAUUGGCAUAAGCAAUCCACUGCAUAGACUUAAAUUACGCCUUGCCAUACAGGAAAUGGUUUCAUUGACUUCGCCAUCAGCGCCUCAAACGUCACGUACAACGUUGGCUUUUGGUGAUAUGAAUCACGAGUGGAUCGGCAACUAUUGGCUGCUCGGUCUCGGCCUCCCGCAAUAUCGCACUACAUUUAUGGAGUGUUUGGUCGAUGCGCGCAUGUUGGAUCAUCUAACGAAAAAAGAUUUGCGCGGUCAACUCAAAAUGGUGGAUAGCUUCCAUCGUACUAGUCUGCAAUAUGGCAUUUCGUGUUUGAAACGGCUCAACUAUGAUCGCAGUGAGCUCGAGCAUAGGCGUAAAAUGUCGGAAAAUGGCUUAUGCGAUGUGCUAGUUUGGAGCAAUGAUCGCGUUAUACGUUGGGUGUGCAGUAUUGGCUUGAAGGAAUAUGCAAAUAAUUUACUAGAAUCCGGCGUGCAUGGCGCGCUACUUGCUUUAGAUGAGGGUUUCGACUCAAAUGCAAUGGCAUUGGCAUUACAAAUACCAACGCAAAACGCACAAGCGCGCCACACUUUAGAUAAAGAAUUUAAUAAUUUGCUGCAAAUCGCCACAGAUCGAAGGCCGGAAAACGAACAGCAUACUAAUUCUUGAUCCAGCUACGGUUUUGCGGCCGAUAUGGCUGAGGAAUAAAACAGUAAAAAUACCAAACACUAAACACAACAGCAGCAAUAGAAACAGAACAACAAACAAAGUCGCCCGGGUUGCCCGAAACCCCCGUUUGGGCCAAAGCAAGAAAAAUAAAUUGCAUUCAUGCAUAUACGCCGCUAAACGCUGGAUAAAUAAUAAAAUGCAGAAAAAAACAAACAAACAAAUUAUAACAUAAUUCGUACACAUUCACUCGACAUAUAACAGCAUAAAUUAUUUGACAAAGUCAUGUGUUGCAGUUAUAUCUAUAUAUAUAUAUACAUAUGUAUAUUGUGAGCAAUGCGCCUAAAUGUAUUUGGUAUUAAUAUUUCAUUUAAGUGCGCUAACUAACAUUUGACUUAAAACUAUAAAUUACAUACUUACAUACACACAAUACUUAUAAUAAGUAUGCGCAUGAAAAUCACAUUCAAACAAACAACAACAAAAAAAAAUGAAAAAUUAUAAAUGAAAAGCCACAACUAACAACACGGUUGAAGGAGAAAUUUAUACAACUAAAUAUUUUGCGCGCAAGUUCAAUAAGCGCCGAUGCAAAGUGCAUGAAAAGUUAGCAAUAAGCGCGCAUAAUUAUUAUUUGCGUUACCCCAAAUAUACAUACAUACAUACAGUGUACGUGAAUGCGAAAAUUUUUUGUUACAAAAAAAAAAUCGAUUUAAUUUUAGGACUAAAGUCACUUAAAAUGCAAUAUAAUUCCUUAUUUAAUUCCUUUAAGUAUUUAUUUUGUUACUACGCUCUUUAAACGCUCAUAAUUUCACAAUAUCAUUGUAUUACUGUUUCUUAAAACAAGCACACGUGUACUAAAUAGUGCAUAAAACAAUAAAAAAUUAUAUUUUUGCAAAAAAAAAAAUAUUUGUAAAAAUUAAAUUUACACUUAACAAUACAACUUAGUUGACAUUUUUCACACACACACACAGUUAUUAUUGAAAUUAAAAUUACGUUUAUUAACUAAUUCUAUAUUAUUUAUAUAGCAGUUAGUACCAAAAAAAAAAAAACACACAACAAAUGAACAGUAUUUUGCAGUUUUAUAAGAUAAAGUGAAAAUGAAAUUGAAAUUAAAUUUAAAUAAAAAAAGAAAAACACCAAAAUAAAAACAAAAAAAUACCAAUCAAACACACAUAUACAAACCUACACUUGAAGGCAGCAUACUCCAGCCUUUUUUUUACUGCUCAGUGAACGCGAAAUUGCACAAUCGUGAAAAGAGACAUUAAAAUGCCUAUGAAAAAGCUACAAAUCUGCAGCAUUAUAUGUAUUAUAUUUAACUGCUUCCAAAAACUUGCUAAACAACUAGCAUAACUGUUUCAAUACACAUCUAAAACAAAAUCUAUAUACAUACAUACAUAUAUAUAUCUACAUAUAUAUUUCUUUAUAUAUAUAUGUAUAUUUAUAUAUAUAUAUUUGCGCAAAAUACUUGCAUGUACGAACAAAUGUCGCAUACCAUACCAAAUAGAACAAUUAAUUCCCGCUCUGCUCUGCUUCAAAAACACUUAAGUACAAUUUACAAAUUUACUUUAUCGCCCCGCGCCACCCAAAUGUUGCAUCAAUAUACAAACAGUGUGUUCCAUGCAAGAGUUCCUCUAUUCUAAAUAAGCUUAAAGAAACAAUAAACCGCAAUUGUAUAUUAUUCUAGACAAUGUGUGUCGUUUCAUUGUACUAUGUGUACUUAGUAACUUUUUACAAAAACAAAAACUAAUAAAUAAAAAUUAAUAUAACUCUAAUAUAAAAAAAAAUUAAAUAAAUAAAUAAAAUCUGUAUUAAAUAUAUAUUAACUA